UUUUCAAACACCUUGGAUAUGGCGGCCACGAGCUUCGCGAAUGUGGCGAGGGUGCGCAGGAGGACGAUUCAAUCGUUCUCAUCGAAUGGAUGGCAGCGUGGUGUAGGAAAUGCAUCUACUUGAAGCCUCAAUUGGAGAAGCUGGCUUUGGAAUUCCUGUCUUUGCUUUGCAGAGCAAAAUUCUUUUGUGUGGACGUCAAUGCCGUUCCACACGCAUUGAUUAAACGCGUUGGUGUUUCGAGAAUGCCAACUAUUCAGCUGUGGAAGAACAAGGAAAAGAGAGCAGAGAUCAUUGGAGGUCAAAAGGCCGAGCUGGUUGUGGAAGAAGUCCGGCAAAUGUUGCAGACCCUCGAAAAGUGACUCGUUCGUUGGAACUUGAGGACGCCAUUCCACCAACAUUUUUAUCCCUCGGACUAAAAGUGCCUGUAUAUGGUGGUAUGUCUUUGUUUUUUCUACAGACUUGUAAAUGAAAAGCUGAAUCUCUACGUCAAGGUUUACUCGACGAGCCAAAGCAAAAGAACUUUUGUCAGAGAUUUCCAUGAGAUCCAUCAGAAUAGAAAUAAGGAGAUCAGAGAUUUGUCGCGCUUGAUUGCGGCUAUAAAGACGUGCAUCAAGAGCAGGGAUCUGGAAAUGGGGUACAAACUUCACGCAGAGGCAGCUCAAAGUGGAGACGACUCAAACAUUUACGUAGCAAACACACUGGUAAACAUGUACGCCAGGUGUGGGAGCUUGACAGAGGCUCGCAGGCUUUUCGACAGGAUGGAUCGCCAUGACCUUGUGUCAUGGAAUGUUAUGGUGCUGGGAUACGCUGACAGUGGCUACGCAGAACUGGCACUGGACCUCUUUCAACUCAUGCAAACUGAUGGCUUUGGUCCAAACUCUCGAAGCUUUGUAGCCACCUUCAAAGCUUGUGCUUGUCUAGCAAAGCAAGAAGACACGACCCUGAUCGAUGGGAAGCUUGUGAAGCUCAGGGCUCUCGAGAAAGGCAUGGCUCUCCACUCCCAAGCUGCAAGUUUCGGCUGUGACAUGGACAGAUUCGUAGCAAACGUGCUGGUGGACUUUUAUGCAAACUGUGGUAGUAUGGAGGAUUCAAGCAGGGCCUUCUACGGGAUCCAGAGUCCGACUGUGGUUUCAUGGACUGCAUUGGUUCUCGGAUAUGCUGAAAACGGGCAGGGAGAGAUGGCCUUGGAAAUGUUUUCACAACACGAGGGUGCUGAGAUGGAUUUUCUAAGUUUUGUGGCGGCACUCAAGGCUUGCAGUGUUUUGGCCGUGAAGGAAAAGGCAGCAAAACGAGCCAAUGGCUCCUUGGUGAAGAUCAUUUCUCUGGAAAGAGUCAUGAAGAUCCACUCCGAGACGUCAAGGAAGAAGUGCGAUUCGGACUUAUAUGUGGCGAGCUGCCUGGUGGAUACUUACGUCAAGUGUGGGAGCAUGCUAGACGCGCGUAGGAUUUUUGACAGGAUGACGCAGCGGAAUGUGGUCUCCUGGAAUUCGUUAAUCUUGGGGUAUGCCGAGAAUGGAGAAGAGGAAGUGGCUUUAGAACUGUUCGGGCGGAUGAACAGCGAAGUCUUUAAGCCAGACGCUCAAACUUACGUUGCAGCGUUGAGCGCUUGCACUCGACUGGCGACUAAAGAAGUACCAAGGGACGCAGAAGAUGGCUUUCAGAUUUGGGCGAACUUUGUGGACCUGGAGAAGGGAAUGGCUGUUCAUGCACGGGCUGCUACCGAUGGCUUCGACUCCAACGUCUACGUUGCAAGCAGUUUGAUCGACAUGUAUUCCAAGUACGGUGUCCCAGACGAAGCUCGAAAGGUGUUUGACGAGCUCCAUCCUCCCAGGAACAACAUCGUGACUUGGCAUGUCAUGACCCAGGGAUACGUAGAGAAUGGAGAAGCUGAGCUUGCUCUUGAGCUGUUCACGUUGAUGCUGCUUGAGGGGACGUGCUCGCCUAAUGCUCGAACUUUCGUAGCCGCGUUCAAGGCGUGUACUCUACAAGCAGAGAAGGAACAUGAAGGAAGCAAUCUUCCCAAAGUUAUGGCCUUGGAGAAAGGAAUGGCUCUUCACCGUUUAGCUUCGGACAUGAGGCUGGACACCGAAGCGUUCGUGGCAAGCUCUUUGAUAGAUCUGUACGCGAAGUGCGGCACUAUGGACGAUGCCUGGAAAGUUUUCGAGAAGACACCAGGGCGGGAUAUGGUUUUAUGGACGGCACUUCUGCUUGGCUACGUCUCGAAUGGUGAAGAAGAGCGAGCUCUAGAGCUUGUCAAGUUCGUGGAGCUUGGCGAUGAUGCUGAUCGAUCGAGAAUUCUCUCGGGACUCAAUCUCUGCGCGUGCUUGGGAUCCAGAGGGGAAGUGGACGCAAAGAUGGUGUGCCUGGAGAGAGGCAUGGCGUUCCACUUUCAAGCUUACCAUGCUCGCUGGACUGGAAUGACUACGAGGUGGCUCGCGGACUUGUGGCGAUGUACGCCAAGUGUGGGAGCAUGGGGGAUGCUCGACGAGUUUUCGACACCAUUCCGAGAGACGACGUCGCAGCAUGGAACUCGAUGGUCCUGGGCUAUGCCGAGAACAAGCAAGCAGCGCUGGGCUUGGAGCUCUUUCGAGAGAUUCCUCCUCGAGUUUUGGACGCUCACAGCUUGGCUGCUGCUCUCAAGGCUUGUGGAAGCCUGGCCUCUUUGGGACGGGGCAAAGCCACUCAUGCUCUAG
Selaginella moellendorffii is the source of this 2693-nucleotide messenger RNA. Its product is annotated as pentatricopeptide repeat-containing protein At4g18520, chloroplastic. NCBI's taxonomy places the organism in Eukaryota, Viridiplantae, Streptophyta, Lycopodiopsida, Selaginellales, Selaginellaceae. Gene Ontology annotation, molecular function: protein binding; RNA binding. Gene Ontology annotation, biological process: RNA modification. The transcript has 5 exons. The coding region runs from base 429 to 2693 and encodes 754 amino acids. The record is from RefSeq and is a predicted model, not a curated record.